ACAAUCCUCCGCCAAAUUCACCGAUCCCCAAAAAUAAACCUAAAAAUAAAAAAUAAAAAAUGAAAAAAAUAAUGGCUUAUAUUAACAAACACUUCCAUCUUCCAAUCCCAAUUCUGCUUCUCCUUGCUCUGUUUUCUCCCAUCCUGAGUGUUGAAUCCCACUCCCUCUCCGGCUCGAAGCUUGCCGAAUCCGUCUGUCGGAAGAGCUCCAACUAUGCCUCAUGCAUCAAAACCCUUGAAUCCGACCCGAAAAUGGCAGGGGCAGGGGACGUCAAGUCCCUUGCCACGAUCGCCAUGGACCAUGCGAAAAAGCAGUCGGUGAUGCUGACCAAUAUGUUCAAUGAAAUGGAGAGGAAACACGGCACGAGCCAGAAGAUUCAGGAUGCGCUCAAGAUGUGUGCCUUCGAUUUCAAGGAUGCAAAGAUCUUCUUCAACCCUCGAGGGCUUGGGGACAUGACCAUGAGCCUGGACAUCCACUCAGCGUUGGACAAUUACCAGAAUUGCAAGAGUUUGAUGAAGCGGAAUGCGGAUUUCCAGAAGGUGGCCCCCGAGCUGCGAAAAUGGAGGCAUUUGUACAUGAUCGUCAAUGGGGCAAUUUUGCAAGCAGAGGAUGAUUCGGGCGGUGAAUCUGAUGAUAUCGGUGACAGCACUGUCGACGGCAGCAGCGGGGGAGGCGGAGGAGGAGGAGGGGGAGGAGGAGGAGGAGGUGGCGGAGGUGGAGGAGGUGGUGGAGGCGGUGGUGGUGGAGGCGGUGGUGGUGGAGGCGGCGGCGGAGGAGGAGGAGGAGGCGGAGGAGGUGGCGGAGGGGGAGGCAACAAUGGCGGUAUCGGGCUUCCUCCUUUAGAUUUACCGUGAAGGAAUUUGUAAAUUCCGUAAAAUAUUUUAUGACUUUAUGUAUACGAUUUAUUUAUUUAAUAAUGUAUAUAGAUUUAUUUGUAUGUGGGAGAAGAAAAUGCACGAAAAAUAAAGAACUAAAUAUCAUGUUUCCCAUUAUAGAAAAGUGAAUAGGAAAAUCAUGUUUCUGUUCUUUCUCUGAUUAAUAUUUAAUGUCUACACUACUUAACAAAUAAAUAUAUCCUACUAGACAAUAAUUUACGAACUAAUGGCAUAUUCGAUUUCUUACUUUGUUUUUUUAUGUAACUCAAAACUGAAAAAGACUCUUUCAACACUUGUUACCCAGCCACUUUGUGUAAUUGUUUGGUCUUGAAAUAGUUAAGGAUAAGGAAUAUCGUUUUUACGAUUAUAUAGUAUUUAAAAUAGAAAAAGAAAAGAGUCGGAACCUAAUGGAGAAUAGUCCAAUAAUAAUGUGUCCUAUGUUUGAAUUACACAGUGAUACGAGCAAAAGGAUCAACUUGUAGCUAUCAAAGUCGCGCAGUUUCGAUCUCAAAUCAAAACAGAUUAGGGGUUGGAUAAGGCGGAUUGAAGUGCAAUCUCACACCUGGGAGAAGGCUUUAUCAAUAUAAGGGUAGAAGCUCCACCACAAUCAAGGGCACAACUCAAUUGAUACAAAGCACACUCAAGUAAUUGGAAUCCACCAACAACAAGAGCAAAUUCACAAGCAAGAAGCUCAAUGAACAAAAAAGGGGUUUAUUUUAUCAAAUUAUGUCACAAAACUCGAGUUUAAGCCUUUAUAUAGGCCAAUGAAACAAAAACUAAGCAAAAAACGAAAAGGAAAAGAGUCUUAAACACAGGCAAUUUUAGCUCGUCAGCACCAGAUCCUCGGUCGCCCAUCUCCAAUCCCCAAUUGAGGGGAUUCUUCUACUCAUGACGGGGGGUCUCUCUGAUCCCAUUUCCCGAUCGUGCAGCUGGUGAUCCCCGGUUGGGGAUUCGACUCCCGUGGCCGCAUAAUUGGCCUUUGUCAACACUUCUUGCUCCUGCGACGCGCCUCCAUCUCCAAGCUUCAUUGGGAAUGGUUUUGGGGCUCUUGAGCCUCACAUCACACAGACUACCAUUUAUAUUUUUGUCUAAUCAUUAGAAAACUAUUGUCGAGAGUAGGAUAAUUGUGUUUUUAAAUUUUAAGAGUGUCACGAACUACCAAUUUUUUUAUCCAUAGGAAACUUCAAUCAGGGGUUGGAUAAUUGUUUCUCCAAAUUUUAGGAGUGUCCCGAGACACCCGUAAAACUCCAUGUAUCCGCCCGUAACAACAAGUGUUUAUCUUUGAUUUCUAUUUAACCCAGUUCAUCGACAAUAGUUUGUAGGAGCAAAAAGAAAGGACUUCAUCGGCGAUUUGAUUUGGCACCGGAAGGCGAUACUAUGACUAGCUGAAGGGGGACUUUUCCCUUGGGUCUCUAAUUCAACUCAGUUCUUCAGGAGAUUUGCGAACUUCCAUAUAUAAUUCACGCUCCAGUAAAUAAUAUUCCGCAAAUUAUAAGCACUCUACGACAAAAGCACAUUUUCACGCUCCAAUUCGAGAGCAUUGAUGGUCGCCCCCAUGAAUUGGGUGACCUAAGUUUGAUCACUUUAUUGAAGUGAUUUUUUUAAAGUUACAAGCAAACCAAAAAUUUCUAUAAGAAAAUUAGAGAAGCAUCUUCUAUAACAUAAAGAUUGAAAGAAAGAGCUUCUGAGAAAUAUUAUUUUGAAAAUAAAAUUUAAUCCUUUUCUUUUUCUAUUUUUAUAAAUAAAAGUAUAAGAAAAUUUAUUUUAAGUA
Linum trigynum is the source of this 2646-nucleotide messenger RNA. The record is from the annotation of a GenBank genome assembly. NCBI's taxonomy places the organism in Eukaryota, Viridiplantae, Streptophyta, Magnoliopsida, Malpighiales, Linaceae.